GGGCGGGCUGGAUGGGGAGGUCGGAGGAGCAGUGGGCCGUGGGUAAUGAGCUCCCAACCCCUGGGGUGUUGAGUGACGGCCGUGGGGCGGAGAGGGGACUACGGAGUUAACGAGUGAAUGGUUCAUUAAUUGAUUGCUUUAGCAACUGUUUACUUGGUGGUGGUUUAGUCGCUAAGUCCUGUCCGACUCUUGUGACCCCAUGGACUGUAGCCCGUCUCUGUCUGUGGCAGUUUUCAGGCAAGAAUACUGGAGUGGAUUGUCAUUUCCUUAUCCAGGGGAAUCUUCCUGGCCCAACUGUUUACUUAGUGCAUAGUGAAUACCAGACACCAUUGUUUCACUUUAGUCAUCACAAUAGCCCCAGGGGGUCAGGGUUCAUAACGGCCAACAGCUCACAGCUUCAGACGCCGGCUGAUCUACCAUGGGCUUCCUUAGUUAGUCUACAGAAGACCCAGCCUGAGACCUCAGAAGGAGUAAUUAAUAUUGUCAAAAGUGAUAAAAUGCGAGUAAACAAAAAAGGAAAGGUGAAAUCAACCCUCAAAGGUAAGCAGGGUCAACGUUUUAAUAGAUGUUCUUCUUCAGUACAUGCAUAUAGCUUAACAAAGGAGAUCCCACCCACAUGCUUUCUGGUAACCUGCUUUUAAAUAUGUUAAGACAUGAGAACAGGAUUCCAUUGCAUUUUUAAAGCCCAUGUGGUAUUUCCCAUUUUGUGUAUCUUAUUUUUUUUAAACUUGAGCCACCUUUACUGGAGGUUUAGUUGCUUCCAGAUUGUUGAAUGGUGGAAAUACCUACAGUUAAUAUCUUUGCAAAUAAAUUAUGAUAAAUUCCCAGGCAUAGAAUUUUUGAGAGAAAGGAAAUAUCAGGUUGUUAAUGGCUUCUGAGUAGAAGUUUUUAAACACAGUCUUAUAUCUGUCCAGGGAGAGAAAAUCAAUUUCCAUGGGAUUGUGCAAAACCCAUGGGAUCUUAGCCAAAGGAACAGCCUGGAGCUACCAGGCCUUGUGUCCUGAUCACCCUCACUGUGGGGCAGGGGUGAUUGUUAUUAGGCUGGUGAUGGUGGUCUCAGGGCUAUGUGCACUGACCUCAACCCUCCUGAUUCUGCCUUCCUAGAUCUCCAUCCUUGGUCUGGGCAGAACCAGAUGGCCAUGUCCCAGGAGGAGUGGCAGCAGCUGGACGCUGCUCAGAAGAACCUCCACAGGGACGUCAUGCUGGAGAACUACAGCCACCUGGUCUCUGUUGGAUACCUUGUGGCCCAGCCACAUGGGAUCUUCAGGUUGGGACAAGGAGAAGAGAAGGCAGGGAUGGCAGCUGGAGAAAGCCCACUGUGGAGCUGUCCAGAAUUCUGGAAAGUUAAUGACAAGACAGAUAACCACAAGGAAAGCCAAGACAAACCUCUAUGGCAAGCUGCAUCCAUAGAUAAGGAAACACUGAAGGGUAAAAGUGGCCAAGAAUUCAGAACAUAUGGAGAAAUCAUUUAUCCAAGCAUAGGCUUUGUUUCUAUAGGACAAAGACUCACUAAAUAUUAUUCAUGGGGAGAGUGUUCAAAACAUAAUUUCAUUUUUCUUAGUCAAAGUAGAAGCUGUGUGAGAAAGAAUGGUGAUGAAUGCAAGGCAUAUUGGAAAUUAUGCUUCCAUUCUAAUCUUGAUAAAGCUCAAUCUGGAGGGAAAUUCUUUGAGCCUAAUGAACAUGGAAAAGCCCUCCACCAUAAGCAAGCUCUUAAUAAAAGUCCAAGAAUUCAAAAUGGGGAGAAACUCUAUCAAUGUUCUGAAUGUGGAAAAGUGUUUAUCCAGAAAGCAAACCUUGUUGUACAUCAGAGAACUCACACUGGAGAGAAACCUUAUGAAUGCUGUGACUGUGCAAAAACUUUCAGCCAGAAGUCAACCCUAAUUGCACACCAGAGAACUCAUACAGGGGAAAAGCCAUAUGAAUGCAGUGAAUGUGGAAAAACAUUUAUCCAGAAGUCAACUCUGACUAAACAUCAGCGAACUCAUACAGGAGAGAAACCAUUUGUAUGCAGUGAAUGUGCAAAAGCUUUUAAGAGUUCAUAUCACCUUGUUAGACAUGAAAAAACACACAUUAGACAAGCAUUUUAUGAAGCUAUCAAAUGUGAUAAGUCCAGCCUUAUAUAUCAAAUGACUCAUAUGGGUGAGAAACCUGAGUGCAAUAAACAUGGGAAAGCCUUUGAUGAGACACCCACACCCAUUGAACAUCAGAUAACUCAUACAAAAGAGACACUUUACAAGUGUAGUAAAUGUGGAAAAGGUUUCAGGGGAAAGUCACAUCUUUCUGUUCAUCAGAGAGUUCAUACACGAGAAAAAUCCUAUGAAUGCAGCAUAUGUGGGAAGACUUUCAGUGGGAAAUCACAUCUCUCUGUCCAUCAUAGAACUCACACAGGAGAGAAACCUUAUGAAUGCCAAAGGUGUGGGAAAGCAUUUGGUGAGAAGUCAACCCUUAUUGUACAUCAGAGAACUCAUACAGGAGAAAAACCCUAUAAAUGCAACGAAUGUGGGAAAGCUUUCAGUGAAAAGUCACCACUGAUUAAACAUCAGAGAAUUCAUACAGGAGAGAGACCCUAUGAGUGCAGUGAAUGUAGGAAAGCAUUCAGUAGGAAGUCAACUCUCAUUAAACAUCAGAGAAUUCAUACAGGAGAAAAACCUUAUGAAUGCAGUGAAUGUGGGAAAGCUUUCAGUGUGAAAUCAACUCUCAUUGUACAUCACAGAACGCAUACAGGAGAGAAACCUUAUGAAUGCAGAGAGUGUGAUAAAGCCUUCAGUGGGAAGUCAACUCUCAUUAAACAUCAGAAAAGUCACACAGGAGAUAAAACCUAUUAAUAUACUUGUUAAUAACCUAUAAUAUAUAAUAACCUAUUAUGAUAACCUAUUAAUAAUUUAUAACAUAUUAAUAUAUUAAUAUAGAGAUAAUUUCACUAGUUAUACCUCAUUAUAUUAUAUAUCAAUUCAUCCUGGGGAGUAACCUUAUAAACAUCAAGAAUGUAAAAAACUUCAUAUACUAUUUAAUGUUCAUUUAACUUAAGAAAGAGCACAAAAGCAUAAUUCCAGAAGCAUCUGAUAAAUGUGACCAAUUUUUCAUCCAGAAUUCUCACAUGAGUGGAGAAUUAUAUAUCAGAGAAUUCAGAAGUGACAAAACUGCGAAUAUAUUGAUGAGAAAAGAAUUUAGAAAGAAUUUAAAUGUCAUUGACUAUCAGAGUAUGCUGAAAAGAAACUAAGAAUUUAAAGUGUAGAAAACUGUUAGAAAUUAUGAGAGAAAUAUGUUCCAUAUUUUUUUAUUUUAUUUUUUUUUCUUUAUUAUAUCCAUAUUUUAUACCACACAUUUUGUGGGAAAGGUCUAGAGGUUCCAAACAAGCACGCAGUAAUUAAGACAUGUUCACUGUGGAGUAAGUAUGACAUUUUUGAAAGAAAAAUAUAAAGUAUAAAAUUACAAAUCCUAGCUAUGGCAAACUACGUUCACUUCUUAAACAAAUAGGAGAGGAGGGAUCUAAGAUGGCGGAGGAACAGGACAGGGAGACCACUUUCUCCCCUACAAAUUCAUUAAAAGAACAUUUGAACGCUGAGCAAACUCCACAAAACAACUUCUGAUUGCUAGCAGAGGACAUCAGACACCCAGAAAAGCAGCCCAUUGUCUUCGAAAGGAGGUAGGACAAAAUAUAAAAGAUAAAAAGAGAGACAAUGGAGUUAGGGACAGAGAGCCAUCCCGAGAAGGGAGUCUUAAUAGAGGAAGUUUCAAGACACCAGGAAACCCUCUCACUCUCCGGUCUGGGGGAAGUUUUUGAAUCUCGGAGGGAAACCUAACUGGGAGGAAA
Molecule: messenger RNA, 3814 nt
Organism: Cervus elaphus (red deer)
Lineage: Eukaryota; Metazoa; Chordata; Mammalia; Artiodactyla; Cervidae
Gene: ZNF674
Product: zinc finger protein 674
Exons: 6
Coding region: 1065-2825 (586 amino acids)
Biological process (GO): regulation of transcription by RNA polymerase II
Cellular component (GO): nucleus
Molecular function (GO): RNA polymerase II transcription regulatory region sequence-specific DNA binding; DNA-binding transcription factor activity, RNA polymerase II-specific
Source: RefSeq, a predicted model, not a curated record